GUGACGGUGUUAGCAGUGCUGUAAUUGGCGGUGGCGGUGGUGGUGUUAGUGGUGGCAGUGGUGUCAUUGGGAGUGGCGGUAGUGGUGUUAGUGGUGGCAUUGAUGUCAUUGGCAGUGGCUGUGUUGGCGGUGUUAGCAGUGCUGUAAUUGGCGGUGGUGGUGUUAGUGGUGGCAGUGGUGUCAUUGGCAGUGGCUGUGUUGGCGGUGUUAGCAGUGCUGUAAUUGGCAGUGGCUGUGUUGGCGGUGUUAGCAGUGCUGUAAUUGGCAGUGGCGGUGGUGGUGUUAGUGGUGGCAGUGGUGUCAUUGGCAGUGGCUGUGUUGGCGGUGUUAGCAGUGCUGUAAUUGGCAGUGGCGGUGGUGGUGUUAGUGGUGGCAGUGGUGUCAUUGGGAGUGGCGGUAGUGGUGUUAGUGGUGGCAUUGAUGUCAUUGGCAGUGGCUGUGUUGGCGGUGUUAGCAGCGCUGUAAUUGGCAGUGGCUGUGUUGGCGGUGUUAGCGGCGCUGUCGGUGGUAAUUUAAUUGACGGUGGCAGCGAUGGCGAUCACGUUGGCGGUGUUGGCGGUGACGAUGGCAGCGGUGGUGGAAGCGGCGGCGGUUUCCUUCCCGCGUUGGCCAGCGCGGUGCUCUGUGCGGAGGGCGACUGCGAGCCGGCGUGCGGUAGCGACGAUGGGGGUGCCGACGAGUGGAGCGAGGUGGCGCGGCUGCUGGAAGCGCAGGCGGUCAUGCUGAUGGAGAGGACCUCGCCGCUGGGCCGGGGAGGAGGAGGAGGAGAAGGGGAACGUAGAGCAGAAAUAACAAGUGGAGGAGGAGGAGGAGGAGGAAGAUGGGGAGGAAUAGGCAGGCUAAUGGGAGAAGGGAUAUAUUGGGGAGAAGGAAAAGGGCAAAUGGUUGGAGAAGAAAGACGAAGAGGAGAACUUGGAGAAGGCACCAGCGGAGGGGAGGCAGAGGUAGAAGGAAGAGCAUUGGAGAGAAUCUUAGAAAUAAGACGCGAUGGAACAAGUGUGGGAUUCGAAGGAACGUUUGGGCUGGGAGAAGGCCUACGUGGACUCGAAGUGAAAGGAGGGAGAAACGGAGAUGCAGAAAUCGAUGACAGAAGACAAGAGGAAGGAAGCAGAUCGGGAGGAUCACAAGGAGACCGAAGAACAAGAUCGGAGGGAGGAGGAUUCGGAGGUGGCGGUGGCAGCGGCGCGGGCGGAAUGUUUGCGGAAUGCCUCGGCGUUCUGGCCGGACGUCCGUCGUCGCCGUCCGCCUUCCCGCCUUGCGCUUGGCUCUCGGAGCGGAGCUUCGAGCGCUCUCCUCGCCGCGCUGACGAGGGUGGCGUAGCGCCACGCUCGGACGUCGAUCGCCGACCUUGGGGCGUCGAGGCCACCGCGGCUCGGGCCGAUUGGGAAAAAAAUCGGGCGGCGCGCGCCGCUCCGCUCAACAGGUCCUACGACGUCGCCAUGCCGUCGCCGGCGCUCCUCGCCAGCCUGAGGGGAGGAGGGGAAGAGGUGGAGCGCGAGGUGGCGCACGAGGUGGUGAAGAGGUGUCUGAAGGUGGAGCUGUGCGAUGCAAUGGGAGUGCGGGCGAAGGUGACCUGCGGGAGCUACUGGCGCGCGAUGAAAGACGACAGUCGGCUCAAGGGAGAGCGACUGACGGCGUUGGCCAGAGGGUUCCUCGCUCGACGACUUCUCGCCACCGAGAAGGUGCAGCAGCUCAAGCAGACCGUCAAGGACACGCGGGAUCUGCUGCGCUCUUUGAGCCAGGCGACUCCUCCCCGCCGCUCUCGAUCCACGCAGGACUCGGCACUGUACGAGAGGGCUCUCGCUCAGCUGAGAGCCGCUCUUUACGACGUUCAUGACAUCUUCUUUGCGACGACGAGCCACGAAAAGGUGGAGAUGAUGAGGAGCGACAGGGAGGCGCGCAGAGAGAGGGAGCAGCGGAGGCUGGAGAGAAGCGUCGAGGUGCCACACGGAAGACCAGUGUUGUCUGCUGCCACACAGAAGUCACUGGAGAGGAAAUUCAAGCAGAGGGCGACGGAGCAAAACCGAGGGAGCCCAAGGACCCGGGGUCCUAUCGUGCGGGCGUCCAGCCACUCCAGGGUGUUUCGGCCUAACCAGAGCAUCAACACGUUACCUCCUGCUGCCAUGGCCACUGGGAGCCUGUACAGGUCGGCGAUUGCGAAGGGCAAGGAAACGGCCGUCCCUGCCCCCGCCGCUUCUCCCACUGCCUCCUGCUGCACUGGCGCUCGCGUGAGGAAGAUCGGAGGCAGCGGAGGCGGCGGCGGCGGCGCAAGGAAAGUUGGGAGCGUCGCCAUCAAGAAGCGUCCGUCGCUGGCCAUGUGAGAUGCGCCGGGGGGGGGGGGGGGGGGGGGGGGGGGGGGGGGGGGGGGGGCCCUCUUGCUCGGAACCUCACCCCGGCCAUCACGCUGCGUCGUGUGAAGACGCGCGCAGAGAGAAAGAGGUCAACCGACCUGGGUAACCAACGAAAUUAAGACGUUUUUAUUUUACCAGCGAAGGCCCCGCUGAGCUGUUGUAGCUCUUUUUUUUUCAGAAGCCACCCCGGCUAUGGCAAAUGAUAGGUCAAGGAAGUGGUUUAUCAUCAUCAUCUUCAUCGUGUGGACAUUUAUGGCGGCCAAAUACUCGUUGAGUCUUCAGUGUGGAGGGAAAAACAGGAGUGCCCGGAGGAAAGAUCCACGUGACCACGGGGAGAGAGACACUCAAACUCCAAAUAUACAGCAGGCGUCAGGGUCAGGAUUGAACCCACGACUUCCUGCGUACCAGGCGAGGGAGUUAACAUCUAGCCACAGUGGUGCCCAAAUUGUGCUUGUAUGCCAACGCAGCAGCAGCAGCAGCAGCAUCAUCGCCAAUUCACCGUAAUCGUCGUUUCGCAGCGCCACUGCCAUGUUCAGUCUUCCGUCUCGUCGAAGCCAAAGGUUCCAGUGUUGCGAGGGGUCAGCUACGCGGAUAGCUCCUCUCCCAUGCGCUUCUGUUGUGUGCCUCUUCUCUACUGCACCCAAGGUGCGUAGGGCGGGUGGGGGGGGUAGGGGCGCUGUACGUGAGACGUUAAGAAUGGGAAAAUCAUCUCGGAUUUAAGCACCUUCCUGCGUGGAGUUUUGUAUGGCGUCCACCUGUCCUGCAGAGUGAGUGAGUGGAGUUUGUAUCUUCUCCCCCUCCUCUGCAGAGUGUGGCGAGUGUUCGUGAGUGUGUGACUGAGUAGACUUUGUAUGGCGUCCACCUGUCCUGCAGAGUGAGUGGAGUUUGUAUGAUCUCCCCCUGUUCUACAGAGUGAGUGAGUGGAGUUUGUAUGAUCUCCCCCUGUUCUACAGAGUGGAGUUUGUAUGAUCUCCCCCUGUUCUACAGAGUGGAGUUUGUAUGAUCUCCCCCUGGUUCUCCCUCGGAUGAAACCCAUUAAUAAUCAAAAUGUGCUCGUAUAAAUCGAGUCAGGGGUGGAGGAUGGUGUUGUGGGGGAGGGAUGGCGCCUCAGCGGUGUGCACACCGAACCCCGUGAACCGGAGUUGGAUUCUUCGUCACGGCUAACAUCGGUGGCGAGUGAAAACAACGACAGCUCUUUACAUUUUAAAAUAUCGAAUCGAGCCCAGCCGGAGCCAUCGCCCUUCUCCCGACCCCCCCCCCCCCCCCGCCUCCAAACCCCCUUCCCGCGUGCCGUUCCACCAAGCUGCCCUGACCCUGACCAGCACGGUGAAGUACGGUCCCACGGUGAAGUACGGUCCCACGGUGAAGUACGGUCCCACGGUGAAGUACGUUCCCACGGUGAAGUACGGUCCCACGGUGAAGUACGGUCCCCACGGUGAAGUACGGUCCCACGGUGAAGUAC
Petromyzon marinus (sea lamprey) is the source of this 3813-nucleotide messenger RNA. Lineage: Eukaryota; Metazoa; Chordata; Hyperoartia; Petromyzontiformes; Petromyzontidae. The record is from RefSeq and is a predicted model, not a curated record.